UUUUCUGUAUGCGGCAGGUGGGCAGGUGCUGCAGUGGUGUGAUCAUUUGAAAUAUUUUGAAAAAAUUGUUUUAUUUUAGAAUAAUAAUAAUGGAGAUAAUUCAGUUUGCAUUCGUUCUCGUGGCAGGCGUUGUUGCCGUUAUUUACAGUGGCAAAGGACCAGAUCUAAUGAGGAAGGCCAAUGAGUUAGUAACUGGUAAGAAGGGCUGCUCGCCGGUUGGUGAUCUUGACUUUGUCACACUUCAUUAUUUCGCUGUCCGUGGUCGCGGAGAAGCAAUCCGUUUGCUUCUUGAAGAGGCCGAGAUUCCUUACAACCAAACUGGCUUCACUAAAGAAACUUGGCCAAAGGCGAAGAAGGAAGGAAUGGCGUCUGGACUGUACACUUUUGGUCAAGUUCCAGCAAUGACAACAUCCUCAGGAGUGAACAUGGUGCAGAGUAAUGCUAUAGCUCAUUACAUUGGUAGAGCUACUGGAAUGGAAUGCGACUGUGACCAGCUUCAUUACUGUGAGAUCCUAGCACUCGGAGUGGAUGAUUUCCGUGCCAAGUUGAGUAAGAUCCUCUACGACCCAAACUUUUCAGUUGAGAUGAGAGACGAGUACAUUCAGACCACUGCUCCGAUGUGGCUGCAACACUUUGAGAAGCUCACUCCUAAUUUCCAACUAGAGGACAUGGGCUACUUCGGAGGGAAACAUUUAACCUGGGUCGACUUCCUCAUCUUUGACGUUCUGGACUUAAAUCUGGAGUUCGCUAAGGUUGAUAUGGGGCGCCCUCUAGUGGCCAUCCUUGACGGCUACCCCAAGCUGCAGUCUUUUUAUAACCAGUUCAGACAAAGACCCAAAGUUGCUGCAUACUUGAACAGCAAGAGGAGGUUCCCUUUUUCAUGUCCCAUGCCGAAAAACCUCCCUGCCGCAAAGCAAUAAGCGAGUUAAACUUGUCACCUCAAAAGUUGUCUUUCUUGUAUUCAUUUCCAAAAAGAUUCAGUUGAAUUUUCAUCAAAGGUGUUUCUUUAUCAGUAGAACUAGCUGUUGCCAACGGUUUAGAUUAAAACAAACAAACAUUAAUACGUUUCUUAUUAAGACAACUCUAAAUAAUGUUAAUCAAAUUGGUUGUUUUAGUUUAUGAUUCUAAACUGCAGAGGUCUAAAAAAAAAAAUUGUUUCAGAUAGAUUCUGACAAGGUAUAAUUUGAAUAUCUGUAUAAUUUGAAUAUCAAGGUAAACUUGUGUUUAAUAAAUAACAAUUUUUUGUUAAUUGGGACAUGAAGUCAUGAUCCAUAUUUUUAAUUUAAAUUCAAAUACUUUUUCAUCUGCUUCAAAAGUGCCUUUAAGAUUUGUUGGAAAUUAACAAAAAAGUUAUUACUACACUCUUUUGUUU
Molecule: messenger RNA, 1372 nt
Organism: Asterias rubens (European starfish)
Lineage: Eukaryota; Metazoa; Echinodermata; Asteroidea; Forcipulatida; Asteriidae
Product: glutathione S-transferase P-like
Exons: 5
Coding region: 90-920 (276 amino acids)
Biological process (GO): glutathione metabolic process
Cellular component (GO): cytosol
Molecular function (GO): glutathione transferase activity
Source: RefSeq, a predicted model, not a curated record